This is a messenger RNA of Onychostruthus taczanowskii (white-rumped snowfinch), 4096 nucleotides long. RefSeq names its product diacylglycerol kinase kappa (gene DGKK). Bases 399 to 3737 code for a protein of 1112 amino acids. The transcript has 29 exons. The record is from RefSeq and is a predicted model, not a curated record. Gene Ontology annotation, biological process: intracellular signal transduction; lipid phosphorylation; diacylglycerol metabolic process. Gene Ontology annotation, molecular function: protein binding; ATP-dependent diacylglycerol kinase activity. NCBI's taxonomy places the organism in Eukaryota, Metazoa, Chordata, Aves, Passeriformes, Passeridae.
GGCUCCUUUCCUCAUUCCUCUCCUCCCGUUCAUUGUUGCCUUUCAGUGGUCUUGUGGGCACGAUGUGAUGGCUUGUCAGGACUGGUGCUGGAAUCUCCUUUUAAGCAUCCACCCAGCACAGGGAAGGGAUAUUGUGGCUGGUCCUGCAGUGGCAGAAAGCUCCAUCCUCUGGAGCAGAUGAGCCUGUGGGGCCAUAGCACCUGUCAGGCACCGAGCCCCCUGACUGCCCAGUCCCGGAAGAGCUCUGCUGUGUCACAAAGCUUGAUAAGGUUUCCAACUGACUCCAGCCUGUGGGGUGCCUAGCAGCUGGUGGAAGCCCUGCAGCUGGGCUGUUUGAGGUCUGCCAGCUUUUCUCUGCUGUCCUGGUGCCUGCUGGCUCAGCUGGGGGAUGAGCUCUUAUGCAACUGGACCUUGGCUUGUGCCCAGUGGGCUGCUGCAAUUGGAGCAGGAGGGUGGCUGCCUGGAAUGAUGCUGGUGCAAUGCAGAAGAGCGUAAAGGAGGGGCUGUUGCUGAAGCAGACGAGCUCCUUCCAGAGGUGGAAGAGACGAUACUUCAAGCUGCGAGGCAGGACACUUUAUUAUGCUAAGGAUGCCAAGUCCCUGAUCUUCGAUGAGGUGGACCUGUCUGAUGCCAGUGUGGCCGAGACCAGCACCAAGAACAUCAACAACAGUUUCACGGUGAUCACGCCAUUCAGGAAGCUCAUCUUAUGUGCGGAGAACCGGAAGGAGAUGGAGGACUGGAUCACGGCCCUGAAAUCUGUCCAGAAGUGGGAGAUCCAUGAGGCCACACAGUUCAACAUGGAGCACUUUUCGGGCAUGCACAACUGGUACGCCUGCUCCCACGCCCGCCCCACCUUCUGCAAUGUGUGCCGCGAAGCCCUUCCAGGGGUCACCUCCCAUGGCCUCUCCUGUGAAGUCUGCAAGUUCAAGGCACACAAGCGCUGUGCUGUCAGAGCCACAAACAACUGCAAGUGGACGACUCUGGCCUCCAUCGGCAUUGAAAUCAUCGAGGAUGAGGACGGGGUAGCCAUGCCCCAUCAGUGGCUGGAGGGGAACUUGCCCGUCAGCGCACGCUGCGCUGUCUGCGACCGGACCUGUGGCAGUGUCCGGAGGCUGCAGGACUGGCGGUGUCUCUGGUGCAAGGCCAUUGUUCACAGUGCCUGCAAGGAGCUCCUUGGCAAGAGGUGCCCCCUGGGCCAGUACAAAGUGUCCAUCAUCCCACCAACUGCCUUGAACAGCAUCGAUUCUGAUGGUUUCUGGAAAGCCACCUGCCCCUCCACCUGCUCCAGCCCUCUCCUGGCCUUUGUCAACUCCAAGAGUGGGGACAACCAGGGUGUCAAGUUUCUGCGCAAGUUCAAGCAGUUCCUCAACCCAGCCCAAGUCUUUGACCUCAUGAAUGGGGGCCCACACCUGGGGCUGCGCCUCUUCCAGAAGUUCUCCACCUUCAGAAUCCUGGUGUGUGGUGGGGAUGGCAGCGUGGGUUGGGUGCUCUCUGAGAUUGAUGCCCUUGGCCUCCACAAGCAGUGUCAGCUAGGUGUCCUGCCGCUGGGGACUGGUAAUGACCUUGCACGGGUCCUGGGUUGGGGCAGCCUAUGUGACGAUGACACUCAGCUGCUGCAGAUCCUGGAGAAGCUGGAAAGGGCCACCACCAAAAUGCUGGACCGGUGGAGUGUGCUUACCUAUGAGGCCCCCAAGCAGUCCCCCUCAGCCCUGAAGGAGGAUGAAAAUGGGGACUCCAACAUCCAGGUCCAGAUCUCCCAUUAUGCGGACUCUGUUGCCUUCCACCUGGCCAAGAUCCUGGAGUCAGACAAGCACUCAGUGGUGAUCUCCUCUGCAAAGUUCCUCUGUGGUACUGUCAAUGACUUUGUGACUGAAGUUGGGCGGGCUUACAAGAGGGCGACAGAGAACAAGCAGGAGGCUGAGCUGAUGGCACGGAAGUGCGCCAUGCUGAAUGAAAAGCUGGACUCGCUGGUGCGGGAGCUGAAUGAGGAAGCUCAGGCCAUCAUGGUCCCUGAAGAAAUGGCACAGGCCACCCAUGCUGAUGUCAAGGACCAGGAGAAAGCUGACAGCUUCAACCCCAACCCCCAGCAUCGGAUCUUCAAAUCCAAGGAGCAGCUCAUGCUGCGGGCAAACAGCCUGAAGAAAGCCCUGCGGCAAAUCAUUGAGCAGACAGAGAAAGCUGUGGAUGAGCAGAACAAGCAGACCCAAGCCUACCAGGGCAGUGUGGGCCCCAGCAAGGACAGCUCGGAGGAGUUCAGCAGGGAGGAGGAGAAGCUCAGCUCCCGGCGGGUGACGGUGACCUCUGCGUCUUCCUCCAUCAUCCUGGACCGGCCAGACACCUUUGGCAGCUUGCAGUUCCCUGAAGACCCCGGCACCCUACACUUCUUGGAGAAAUGUGUCAUGAAUAACUACUUUGGCAUCGGCCUGGAUGCAAAGAUCUCCCUGGAGUUCAACAACAAACGCGAUGAGCACCCCAAGAAGUGCAGCAGCCGCACCAAGAACAUGAUGUGGUAUGGGGUGCUGGGCACGAAGGAGCUCCUGCAGCGCACCUACAAGAACCUGGAGCAGCGGGUGCAGCUGGAGUGUGACGGGGUGCCUAUCUCACUGCCCAGCCUGCAGGGCAUUGCUGUCCUCAACAUACCCAGCUAUGCCGGGGGCAUCAACUUCUGGGGAGGCACCAAGGAGGACAAUAACUUUGGGGCUCCAUCCUUCGAUGACAAGAAGCUGGAGGUGGUGGCAGUCUUUGGCAGCAUCCAGAUGGCCGUGUCACGGGUCAUCAACCUCCAGCACCAUCGCAUUGCACAGUGCCGUGUGGUGAAGAUCACCAUCCGGGGCGAUGAGGGUGUCCCUGUGCAGGUGGAUGGAGAAGCCUGGAUCCAGCCACCUGGCAUCAUCAAAAUCCAGCACAAGAACAGAGCCCAGAUGCUGACAAGGGACCGGGCAUUUGAAAGCACCCUCAAGUCUUGGGAGGACAAGCAGAAAGGUGAGAGCUACCGAGCAGCCACACGGCCACGGCUCAGCUCCCAGCAGUCCAUGGAGUACCUGACCGAGGAGGAGAGCAGCCUCUUGCAGCAGGUCUCACGGGUUGCUGAGACCCUCAUUGCCAGGAUCCAUGAGGCAGCCAAGGCUCACAAAGCCAUGGAGCAGGAGCUGGCGCAUGCAGUCAAUGCCAGCUCCCUGGCACUGAGUGAAGCCCUCUCCCACAAAGCUGCUGGCACCUCAGAGUUUCUCAGCAGGAAUAUGGCUGUGGAGAUGGUGCUGAGCAUCAGAGAGCUGUGGGCUGAGACCAGGGCAUUCCUGGAAGGGAAGGCGCUGGACUCGCCGCAGGAGGAGGAGGCGCUUCAGGGCCCCCUGAGCGUGCUGGGUCAGGAGCUGCAGCGGCUGCUGGACAUCCACUGGCUCGGCCCUGUUGCCCACCCUGCUGAGGAGGAAUGUGCCAGCAAGGGCAGCUUUAAGCUUCGCCUCAACAUCCCCAAGCCCAGGAAGGAGAAGGACAAGCUGCAGAAGCAGAAGGCCAACACUGCGCUCCCAGCAGACAAGUGGGGCUCUGAGGAGGUGGCAGCUUGGCUGGAAACGCUCGGUUUAGGAGAAUACAGAGACAUUUUUGUCCGGCAUGACAUCCAGGGCUCAGAGUUGAUUCUGCUGGAGAGGAGAGACCUUAAGGACCUGGGGAUCACCAAAGUGGGCCAUAUGAAGAGGAUCCUUCAGGCCAUUAAGGAACUCAGCAACCUGCCCUAGGCUGACAGCAGAGCAGCAGCCCAGUCCAGGUGCUGGGUGGGUGCUGCCCCCAGGGAACAGGGGUUGGGGUAGGGGAACAGGUCCCUGCCCUUGCCCCAUAUGUAUGGAGCCCCCCCUGCUUGCCUCGCUUUAACUCUGUCCCCAGUGACCCUGGAGCCACUGCUUCAUCCCAGCCUAUGGGGCUGGAGACACUGAAGCAGAGGUCUACCCUGAUAGGUGUGUGGUCUGACCACCAGUCCCACCCCAUCAGGGUCACUGUAGGAGCUGGGGCCACCCUCUGUGUGCUCAAGCUGGAGCCAAAGCAAAGUUUCCCCUUCCCCAUGUGGGUAUUUAUGCUGUGUAAAUAUUUGGAGAGAAGA